Messenger RNA from Dichotomopilus funicola, 2019 nucleotides. Its product is annotated as Alpha/Beta hydrolase protein. Gene Ontology annotation, biological process: proteolysis. Lineage: Eukaryota; Fungi; Ascomycota; Sordariomycetes; Sordariales; Chaetomiaceae. The record is from RefSeq and is a predicted model, not a curated record. The transcript is spliced from 4 exons. Gene Ontology annotation, molecular function: serine-type carboxypeptidase activity. The coding region runs from base 1 to 2019 and encodes 672 amino acids. Gene Ontology annotation, cellular component: fungal-type vacuole.
AUGAAGAGAGGGACUCUCGUCAGCAGCGGCUUGGUCUGCGCCUUCUCCUCCCUCAUGCCGGGCGCUCAUGCACAAUUUCCACCGCCGAGAGAGGGCAUCACGGUGGUGCAGUCCAAGUUCCACGAGAAUCUCAGUCUCUCGUUUAAGGAGCCCGGUAUCUGCGAGACCACUCCUGGGGUCAAAUCGUACUCGGGCUAUGUCCACCUGCCGCCCAACUUUCUGGGGAGUGAAGGGCUGCAAGACUUUCCCAUCAACACAUUCUUCUGGUUCUUCGAAGCCCGCAAAGACCCCGCCAAUGCACCGCUCGCGAUCUGGCUCAACGGCGGGCCGGGCAGCUCGUCGAUGAUGGGCCUGCUGGAAGAGAACGGGCCAUGCUUUGUCGGAGCCGACUCCCGGUCGACCUACCUGAACCCGUGGAGUUGGAACAACGAAGUCAACAUGCUGUACAUCGAUCAACCCGUGCAAACGGGAUUCUCGUACGACGUGCUCACCAACGUGACGGUGCAGCUGAGCGAGGACAACCCGUCCACCCCCAUCAUCACGCCCACGGAUUUCGGCGGCGACGCCAUCCCGGCGACCAACUACACGUUCCAAAUAGGCACGGUCGGCAGCCAAAAGUGGUCGCAGACCACCAACACCACGGAGUUGUCGGCGCACGCCCUGUGGCACUUCUUGCAGACAUGGCUGACUGAUUUCCCGCACUAUUCGUCGGCUGACGAUAGGAUCAGUCUCUGGGCCGAGAGCUACGGCGGCCAUUAUGGGCCGGGCAUUUUCCGGUUCUUCCAGACGCAGAACAAGAAGCUAGCCACGGGGAACGGGAGGUUGAAGGAGCGGUAUCCCGGCGCGCGGCGGUUGCAUCUUGAUACGCUGGGUCUGAUCAACGGCGCGGUGGACUGGGAGAUUCUGGCUGAGGCUGGGAUCGAGUUUCCAGUGAACAAUACCUACGACCUCCAACUUUACAACAGCACCUACCACGCCGCCCUCCAACACAACUGGACCCGCCCCGACGGCUGGCGCGACCGACUCCUCACCUGCCGCUCCGCCAUCGGCCCGCACCCCAUUCCCAUCCACACCGACCCCUCCGACCCUCCAGCCCCCCCACCCCUCAACGACACCAUCACCGCCUUCUGCUCCAACCUCAGCCACGAUCUCAACGCCGCCCUCCUCGACACCUUCCCCUCCAUCUCCGGCCGCGCCCAAUUCGACAUCGCCCACCCCCGCCGCGACCCCUUUCCCCCACCCCACCUCUACGGCUACCUCACCUCCUCCUCCACCCUCGCCGCCCUCGGCGUACCCGUGAAUUACUCCGCCGUCUCAGAAGCAGCAAACCAGGUUUUCGAAGAGAGCUUCGAUAUCCUGCGGGGCGGGUACCUCGAGACGCUUGCGGCGUUGUUGGAUGAGGACGUCAAUGACGACGAGGAGAAGGUCCAGGUGCAUUUGGUGUAUGGCGACCGGGACUAUGGCGCGAACUGGCUGAACGGGGAACGGACUAGUCUGGCGGUGCCGUGGCGCGGGGCGGAAGGGUUUGCGGAGGCGCUGUAUACGCCGCUGGUGCUUACCCCGGAUGAAGGCGGGGAUGAGGACGAGGAUGAGACAUCAUUUGGUCUCACCCGGCAAACGGGGCGCUUCAGUUUCACCCGUGUCUUUCAAUCCGGCCACGAGGUGCCCGCUUACCAGCCGGCGGCGGCCCACGCCAUUUUUCAGCGGGCGAACGCGCGGCGGGAUAUUGCGACGGGCCGCGUGCGUGUGGAUGAGGAGUAUACCACCGACCGCGGGUUGCGUGACGCGUGGACGGUGCGUAGUACUGUGCCUGAGUUUCCGCGCCCGCGGUGUUAUGUGCUGGUGCCGGGCAGCUGUGAGCCGGAGGUGUGGCGGACUGUGGUGGAUGGGACGGCCGUGGUGAAGGACUAUUUUGUUGUGGGACGGCGUGGGGAGGAUGGUGGGGAGGUGUAUUUUGAGUAUGAGGAUGACGGGAGCCAGCGGGUUGUGGAGAACGGGAUGGAUAGCGAGGAGCUGUAA